Pomacea canaliculata is the source of this 2660-nucleotide messenger RNA. Its product is annotated as potassium voltage-gated channel protein Shaw-like. Gene Ontology annotation, molecular function: protein binding; delayed rectifier potassium channel activity. The record is from RefSeq and is a predicted model, not a curated record. Gene Ontology annotation, biological process: potassium ion transmembrane transport; protein homooligomerization. Gene Ontology annotation, cellular component: membrane; voltage-gated potassium channel complex. NCBI's taxonomy places the organism in Eukaryota, Metazoa, Mollusca, Gastropoda, Architaenioglossa, Ampullariidae.
CCAGUUUCGAUCGAAAACCUGCCGUAAAACAGCCGCCGCCGCCGUGGAGUUUCUUGUUACUGGUCCACGUGGUACAGCACGCGCUCUGCGCGCGAGGCCAGCGCGCAUUUGCCGGGCGAAACUGCGCUUUUGAUCACUUCUCGCCCAGCUCUCGUCCCUUCCGCAGUCUUUCCUUCAUACUCUCUGCCACACGCACCCAGCGACUGGAGAGAGAAGCGGGGGAAGCUCUCACGUCCAUCCGCUGGCUUCCUCGGCGACGUCAACGGGUUUGUGUUUCUUUAAACAUCCUCCCUCCACACUCCUCCGUCUCCCCUUUCCCUCAACGGCCACACGUCUUGCUUCCCUCCCCCCAGCACACUCUCUCUCCCCAUCCCCCACCCGGCGCGGUGCUAAGGGAGGCUACUCUCGUUGCGGGUGACGGGUCGGGCGCUCGGCGGUCGAGACCUGCCAGAGAACGGAGCUUGUGUGCACGUGAGACGCUGGCUGGCUUGGCGAUGCCUAUCGUGGAGGGAGCCUGGGUGACUGGUGGCUGCGCCUGAAGAAGAAAGACUAAAAGCCCUGCCCUGACCCCUACCUCGGUGUGGGUCUGUGUGUACAUGCGUGUUGGCAGUUCUGUGCGGACGGCUUCAGGAAUCGCCAUGACAUGGACCUACCCGACGGACGGCACCUAACGGGUGUCCGACUAGAGGGAUGCCAGCUACUGUUGCACCGCAGCGGAAGUACAACGAACGAUCGUCUUUCAGCAGACGACUUUCUCUGUUGGGUCUCCUCCACCUGUUGGCAGCAGUCAUGGCGCGUAGCGUCGCCUUUCAUCUUCUCCUCCGCCAGGUAGACUGGCUCGUGGUUGGUGUGUGUGAACUGGGAUCUUGAUUGUUAUUGUUUUCCGGAAUAACCUGCCCUAGCCUCUUUUUGUCUCCAUGGAAGGCGGGGUGAGUUCCUGGAGUCAAGGUUGUGAUCCAGCCGCUGGUGCUGCCCAGCAGGGAACGGUCGCUGUCUUUCUACGGCCAGACGUGGCGAAAGAGCCAGAUGAGGGGUCGUGGCAGGACAACAACAAUGGCGACGAUAGUGGAGACGGUGAGAACAUCAGAGGAAAGCCCCCUCUGCCUCCUCCUCCUCCACCCCUUCCUCCGCCAUCGCGACCCAUCAGGUGGCCACCCGGGAUGGACCAAUACCCUCAGGACAGAGUGGUGGUGGAGGCCUCGCCAGAGCUGGAGCUGGAGCAGCGGGUGAUGCUGAACGUGGGAGGAGUGCGGCACGAGACUCGGCUGUCCACCCUGCGGGCCAUCCCCAACACCCGCCUCUCCCGCCUGGCUCACACCCAUACACAACUGGCACUGGCCUCACCCUCACCCACCCCUACCACUCCCUCCGUGUCGCCCGCCUCACCUGUCACACCCCCCACUGAGUAUUUUUUCGACCGCCACCCCGCCGUCUUCAACGCAAUCAUCGACUUCUAUCGUACAGGUGAGCUGCACGUGCCGCUGGAGGUGUGCGGGGCGGUGGUGAAGCGCGAGCUGGACUUCUGGCAGAUCGACGAGAUGGAGAUCAAGGCCUGCUGCUGGCGCCACUACCGCUCCUACAUCGAGAACCAGGCCAUCCUCGACUCCUUCAACCAGUCGCUGCAGCGCGAGUGUCACAACGUCAACCUCGACCAGCUGCAAGGGUGGAACAAGCUGCAGAUGCGAGUCUGGCUCAUCCUGGACCACCCUCGCACAUCCAAAGCUGCCAUGACAUACGGCAUCGUGUCUUUCCUCUUCGUGGUGACGUCCAUCGCUGGAUUCUGUCUGGAGACCCUGCCGGGGCUGCAGCCGGAAGUGAAGUACAACGUCACUGCCAACUGCAAGGGUAAGGAGCAGGUCAUCGCCAGCGUGAUGACCUCUAACCCCGCUCUCAACGCCGUGGACGUCAUCUGCACCGUCUUCUUCACGCUGGAGCUCAUACUGCGCUGCGUCUUCGCUCCCAGCAAGCUGCGCUUCGUCAUCUCGCCCAUGAACAUCAUCGACCUCCUGGCUCUCGUGCCGCUGUACGUGCAGAUCAUCUUCCACACCUCCGACAUGCAGGCGUGCUACAUGAACGAGCGCUUCGUCAUCGAGAUCAUGUUCAUCCUGCGCAUCUUCCGCAUGUUCCGCAUCUUCCACCUGGUCAAGCACUACCAGGCCCUCAAGGUCCUCGUCUACGCCAUGCGCGCCAGCCUUCAGGAGCUGCUGAUGCUCUUCAUCUUCCUGCUCAUCGCCAUGCUCGUCUUCGCCACCAUGAUCUACUAUGCGGAGCGGCAGGACGCCACGAGACCCUCCGAGAAGUUCAGCACCAUCCCCAUGGGCUUUUGUUGGGCCAUCAUCACCAUGACCACCGUGGGCUACGGUGACGUCGUGCCGGUCACUCCUAUUGGCUACAUCGUCGGUACGGCCUGCUGCGUCGUCGGUGUUCUACUGGUGGCCUUGACCUUCCCAGUCAUCUCCAAUAACUUCACGCUCUUCUACCAGCACGUCCGUUCGCGCCCAUCCACGCCUCCCAGCACCGAGACCGAUCGGUGAGAGAAAAAGGUGGAGGCCGCGGGUUGGGUUCAGCAAGACGAAGAAGAGGAGCGUCUCCUGUACACGCCCACCAGCUCCCCCUCCCACGUGGACCCCAGGAAGUCGUCGUGGCCCUCCAUGCGUGUC